AUGUUUCGCCCUUGGAUCGACGAGCUCGAUCCGCUCCCUGAAGACCCAGGCUUCGAACUCCGCUUGGAUAGCGAUGGCCGGGUAAAAUGCGACGAUAUCAAACAACUUUACGCCGAUUGGUAUUCCAAGCACGAAAAGAGAAUGACGCUUGAGGAACGCCAACACGCGCAGUAUGCGUAUGACCACCUAAUCCCUCCAGACCUUAUUACCAGAAGGGUUGAGUCUGCCCCCUCGGAGCAUCACCUGCACCGAAUCUUCCUUACAAAGAACUACUACGACUACACGUACCCCAUCUUUGCCGCACUGAGGCUCUACUACGUUGAGCAACACAAAGACAAUGGCUUCCACGGACAGCAUCACUUGAAAGCGCUGACCACAUUCAAGCGCGGGAGAGCAGCAAAGCUCAUUGCGCAGCGGUACAAUCUGGGCGGUAACGAAGACACGUUUUGGGGUGACUUUAAAGAAACAUUUCCAGGCCAAUGUCCCCCACGACCAGAGAGCUGGCCAUGCAUCGACUUUACCGGGGCUCAAGACAUCUUGGCAGAGAGGGAAGCAUCCGUCAUUGACCUCGUAAGCAGCGACGACGAGGAUGAGAAUAACAGUGGGAUCGCUGAAGCUGUCGGCAUGGCAUUCUCUCCUCCUACCACCAGCAAGGCAGACAUCAUGGAGCAGGGGAAGAGAUGGAUGGAAUCGAAUUGGUCGGACUGUUUCGAGACUACGGGUACGGCUUGGCCCAUCAAGCCGACUGGAGUUGGAGAUGUCCAUGUCGACUACAAGAAAAGCUGCAAGCGACCGCAAGGUGAUGAUGCAGUCAUUGAGGGAGAGCAGGGGACAGGCGCGGAAACGCCCAGCCCAGAGAAGAAGCCCAGGAAGGCUAUGAAGAUGAUCAAGAGACGUCUGAAGGAAGCGGAGAACAAGAUCACCCAAUUUGAACAGCGUGAGCAUGCGACGCAGACGGCGCUGGAGGAGGUCAAGCGUGAACUAGAAGCGCAAAAGGCGACUGCCGCUGAGCUCAAGCGAUCUGUUCAGCAUGGCAGCAAGAUGCAGCUGAGGGUGGCUCUGAUGGACAUGGCUCGAAGACUUGGUGUUGAAACCUUGGCAUGA
Messenger RNA from Emericellopsis cladophorae, 1104 nucleotides. RefSeq lists its product as uncharacterized. The transcript has 3 exons. NCBI's taxonomy places the organism in Eukaryota, Fungi, Ascomycota, Sordariomycetes, Hypocreales, Bionectriaceae. Bases 1 to 1104 code for a protein of 367 amino acids. The record is from RefSeq and is a predicted model, not a curated record.